AUGAAGUUUCUGACAUCUUUUCUCUGCACGCUCCUUUUCUUCUCAAGUCUAGCACUUGGUGUGCCAACAGCACCCAAACGGAAAGGCAGGUCCUUUAAAGUAGAUCGGGUGCGACGCAGUGACUAUGUGCCCUAUGGUCCUGCAGCCUUGCGAAAGGCUUACCGCAAGUUCAACAUCACCCAAACGAAUUUCGGCCUCGAUGUUCUUGAUUUUGAACCCAUCAAGCCCAGUGAGCUUGCUUCUAAGGCGACCACCAAUCCCAAGGAGCCAGAUGAGCAGGGUGCCGUGAGUGCCAUGUCUAUUAAUAAUGAUGCUGAGUUUGUGUCCCCAGUUCAGAUUGGCGGGCAGACACUGGUGAUGGAUUUCGACACUGGAUCGUCAGAUUUGUGGGUGUUCAACACCCAGCUCAGCAAGGCGGCCCAGCAAGGCCACACUAUCUAUGAUCCGGCUAAAUCUCAAACCUUUAAGCAAAUAGAGGGCGCGACAUUCAACAUCACUUAUGGUGAUGGAUCCAGUGCUUCCGGCAACGUUGGGACCGAUACUGUCAAUAUUGGAGGUGCCACUGUUGAAAACCAGGCUGUCGAACUGGCGACCGAGGUGUCCCAGUCGUUCAUCGAAGACACCAGCUCGAACGGACUGGUGGGCCUCGCAUUCUCCAAACUCAACACGGUACAGCCUCAGCAACAAAAGACCUUCUUCGAUAAUAUCGCGAGCUCGUUAGAUGAACCUGUCAUGACUGCAUCUCUGAAGGCCGGCGGUGUGGGAACCUACGAGUUUGGAAGGAUCGAUCAAACUAAGUUCACCGGUCAGCUUGCGAAUGUGUCUGUGGACAAUUCCAAUGGCUUCUGGCAGUUCAACUCUGCGCAGUUUGCCGUUGGUGAUGGGCAAUUGCAGGAUAUCCGAAUUGCACCCACCGCCAUCGCUGACACGGGCACUUCGCUCAUGCUCGUCAGUCCUGAAGUCGCCGAAGCAUACUACUCGCAAGUCCAGGGUGCCGUGUUCGCAAACCAGGCUGGUGGAUUCAUCUUUCCCUGCGAUGCUCAGCUGCCCACCUUGUCAAUAGCCGUAGGCGAUGACAACUUGGCAACCGUGCCGGGAGCGGUGGGAUCAUUCUCCGAGAUUGGAACGAACACCACGAACGGCCAAAAGCAUCCAGAAACGUGCAAAAAGGAAGAAUCGACAAUUGCUGUAUCAGGUACCUUAACUGGUCACGCCUGUCCAUACCAGCUGCCCAAGCUGAAGCCCCUCACCUCCGCCGGGACUCUACUGCGGGCCGCAGGAACCCCGCUUCUCCGUCAACCACAGACCUCAUUCCUUGUCCUGCGAUCUCGCCCAAGCCUCGCUAUCAGUCGCCCUUCUCUGCCAGGCAGACUCUCUCCAAGAUUUCAUUCCCGAUACUUUUCCAAAAUGGCCACCGCUUCCGCUCCCGAGAGCUCUCUGCUCUCCCUGCUCUACCGUUCCUAUCCCACCGCGAUCUCCCCGGAUGCGACCGAACUCGAUCUCGCCCAUGCCACCCCUAAUAUCUUCCCGCAGAACUCUUACUCGGAAGCCGAGGAGGCAGAUAUCAAACAAUGGCUGAAUACCAUCCGUGGUUUGACCGCUGCCCUUGGCAAGGAUGACAAGCAUGUCAUCGACACGAUCCUCGCCAAUCUCAACACCCAUCUGGCAACGCGGACAACUCUCCUCGGCGCGAAGCCUUCUGUUGCGGACAUUGCGGCCUACGCGGUGUUGGCCCCCAUUGUGGAGAAGUGGACUCCCGAGGAGCGUACUGGAGAGAAGGGAUACCACCAUAUUGUGAGACACAUCGACUUUGUUCAGAAUGGAUCACUGUUCGCUCUCAACAUCCCGGACGAGGAGAAAGUCGCCAUAGACGUGGAUGACGUUCGCUUUGUGCCGAAACCAGUGGAUCCUAAGGAGGAAAAGGAGCGGAAGAAGAAGGAGAAAGCUGAAGCCCAAGCUGCGGGUAAAGAGAAGACAGUUGUUGUAGGACAGAGCAAGGCCGAGAAGGGCAAGGAUACCGUCCGCGAGGCGCCGGAGUCCACUAAAGAAGCGCCUGACGCGGCUAAGAAGGAGAAGAAGGAAAAGAAAGAGAAGAAGGAGAAGCAGCCCAAGCCCGCGCCCGCGCCCGCUGCACCGCUGUCGCCGUCCCUGAUUGACCUCCGUGUCGGUCAUAUUCUUCGUGCGAUCCACCACCCCAACGCGGAUUCCCUCUAUGUCUCUACCAUCGACUGCGGUGACGCUCCUGGAACCGAAAACACGUCGCUGGACGAGGCCACGGGUAAGACAGUUCGGACGGUCUGCUCUGGAUUGAAUGGCCUCGUACCACUCGAAGAAAUGCAAGGCCGCAAGAUUGUUGCUGUUUGCAACCUGAAGCCCGUCACUAUGCGCGGCAUCAAGUCGGCCGCCAUGGUUCUCGCCGCAUCACCACGCGUGGCUGAGGGAGAGGAUUCUCAUGCCGGCCCUGUUGAACUUGUCACCCCACCGGCGGAUGCUGAGGCGGGUGAGCGGGUCUUCUUCGAGGGCUGGAGCGAAGGCGAGCCGGAGAAGGUGUUGAACCCGAAGAAGAAGAUCUGGGAGACCUUCCAGCCCGGUUUUACGACCACCGACAACUUGGAGGUUGCGUUCGACAGUACGCAGGUUCCUAUUCUGCAGAGCGGAGAGGCAUCUGCCACGGCAGCCAGGAAUCCUAUUGGGAGACUGGUUACGAAGUCAGGCGGUGUCUGCACAGUAAAGAGCCUCAAGGGCGCUACGGUCCGAUGA
Rasamsonia emersonii CBS 393.64 is the source of this 2760-nucleotide messenger RNA. RefSeq names its product Pepsin-type protease. The transcript has 4 exons. Lineage: Eukaryota; Fungi; Ascomycota; Eurotiomycetes; Eurotiales; Trichocomaceae. Gene Ontology annotation, cellular component: methionyl glutamyl tRNA synthetase complex. Gene Ontology annotation, biological process: proteolysis. Bases 1 to 2760 code for a protein of 919 amino acids. Gene Ontology annotation, molecular function: aspartic-type endopeptidase activity; tRNA binding. The record is from RefSeq and is a predicted model, not a curated record.